This is a messenger RNA of Larimichthys crocea (large yellow croaker), 1342 nucleotides long. RefSeq names its product fibroblast growth factor 2 (gene fgf2). The transcript is spliced from 3 exons. The record is from RefSeq and is a predicted model, not a curated record. Lineage: Eukaryota; Metazoa; Chordata; Actinopteri; Sciaenidae. Gene Ontology annotation, molecular function: growth factor activity. The coding region runs from base 410 to 877 and encodes 155 amino acids.
UGCCCUAAUUUAAACACUUCAUUGCAUGAAGAGUGGAAGAGACGGGGCAACCCGUAUGCAUCCCCCUACCAGUGUGCUUAAAGUACACUGGGAAAGCAGCUGUUAGCUCUACAAACAACAGACGAGCUGCUACAAAUGGUAGAUUUAGACGUUUGCUGGUAGGUACAAGCAGUUUAGGAGUCCUUCUGCUUCAUAUUCUCUGGACUCAGAGGGCACUUGUUGCCCUGAGAGGGGGGGUGUUCAAGCAAACUGACCUCUAGGGUUAAGUAGAAUCAGUUUGUGUGAAGCUCUGUGGAGGAGGGGAGGAGGGAACAGGCAAGUUAGUGGGAGGUGGGAGGCCACAGUGGGGCUCCUGCACUGCUGAAGAAGGAGACGAAGCAGUUGCCGGGAAUUGUGGAAAGAGGAGGAGAUGGCCACGGGAGAAAUCACGACACUUCCCUCCACACCUGAAGACGGCGGCAGCGGCGGCUUUCCUCCUGGGAGCUUCAAAGAUCCCAAAAGGCUGUACUGUAAAAACGGGGGCUUCUUCUUGAGGAUAAAAUCUGACGGGGGAGUGGAUGGAAUCCGGGAGAAGAACGACCCCCACAUAAAGCUUCAACUCCAGGCGACCUCGGCGGGGGAGGUGGUCAUCAAAGGAGUUUGUGCCAACCGCUAUCUGGCCAUGAACAGAGAUGGACGACUGUUUGGAGCGAGACGAGCAACAGACGAAUGCCACUUCUUAGAGCGUCUUGAAAGCAACAACUACAACACAUACCGCUCUAGGAAGUACCCAAACAUGUAUGUGGCACUGAAGCGAACUGGCCAAUACAAGUCUGGAAGCAAAACUGGACCGGGUCAAAAGGCCAUUCUUUUUCUUCCAAUGUCUGCCAAGUGCUAAUCUGGGAUCUGGUGGAGAAGUAUUAAUAAAUGGCAGCAACAAAGAAGAAGAUGUGACGGCAAUGAAGGGUUCCAUCAACAUUGCCCAAAAUAGCUGUGAUGCUUUCUGACUGUUCUAUCCUGAGAGUUAUUUUUAUUUUAUCCUAAACAUGUCUGCUUUUACUCAAGCUUCACUGUAACACCAUGGUACACACUCACACCUUGUUUUCCAGUAAAUCCAGUAAACAUGCUUUUACUGUGGACCAAUCAACCGCUACACUAGUGGAACCGGUCGUCCCCUACAGUAACAGCACAAGAUUAUUUGUUCAUUUCACCUAUGCAGACCUUCCCUCCCUGGCUGAGGGAUUCAAAGCAGCAACUUUUUGAUCACAAGGCGGCUCACCUUGGGGACACUGCGAGAUGUCAGGCAUAUUAAGAAUAUUCUAUUAAAAUAUGUCUCCUAUAUUAAAAAGGGUUUAUGGAAAUG